This is a messenger RNA of Populus trichocarpa (black cottonwood), 2333 nucleotides long. Its product is annotated as pentatricopeptide repeat-containing protein At5g40400. The coding region runs from base 233 to 2113 and encodes 626 amino acids. Gene Ontology annotation, molecular function: protein binding. The record is from RefSeq and is a predicted model, not a curated record. Lineage: Eukaryota; Viridiplantae; Streptophyta; Magnoliopsida; Malpighiales; Salicaceae. The transcript has a single exon.
AGCUUAAAAGGCAAAGAAAUGCGAGAGGGACGGAAGUCCUUUGCAAUGACAAAAUAAUACAAGUCAAUCAACAAAAAGAAGUAGCACCAAAUUAACGAAGAACAGGGAAUUCCAUGUCCUCCCUAUCUGAUAGAUUAUAGUCUCCAACUCAACCAAAACCUGGCUGGUAUCUCUCUAUCUCCCUCUAUUUUUCACCCCUUUUCUUUUGUUUUGAUCUGUUAGUUAGCAAGUAAUGAAUAGAGUUUCAAUCAGAAUCCUUAAAAUCUCAAAAACCUUUGCAUCUAAUGCACAAAACCACACACUUACUAAGAAUUUAGUACCUUCUUCUUCUUCUUCUCUUCAAACAAUACAAAACUCCAACUCCAUCUCUCUCUCAAACCCACUUUACAGUUUCCUCCCUGAAAAUCAAAACCCCAACAACUUUGUCAAUCUCAUUUACUCCUCUCUCAAACGAGACAACACCCAGUUAACCCUUCUUCAAAAUGAUGACAUAAAGGGGCUUAUUCAUCAUCUGGGUGCCAAUGAAAUCUCUAGGGUUUUAUUAAGAUGCCAGUCCGAUUCCGUUUCAGCUCUCACUUUCUUUAACUGGGUCAAAAAUGAUCUGGGUCUCAAACCCUCUACUCUUAACUAUUGUCUUAUUCUUCAUGUUUUAGCUUGGUCUAAAGAAUUCGAACAAGCUAUGAAAUUCUUAACUGAAUUGAUUCUGUUGGUUAAAGAUACUGAUGAAGAUGUGUUUCAAUGUUUGUUUUUGUGUUGUCAAGACUGUAAUUGGGACCCUAUUAUUUUUGAUUUGUUACUCAAGGCUUAUGUGAAAGCGGGUAUGAUUAAAGAAGGUUUUAGGACUUUUAUGCAGAUUUUAGAGGUUGGUUAUGUUCCUAGUGUGAUUGCUUGCAAUUAUCUUCUGAAUGGGUUGUUAAAGUCGAAUCAUAUCCAUCUUUGCUGGCAUGUUUAUGGAGAGAUGGGAAGAGUUGGUGUUAUCCCGAAUUCAUAUACAUUUAAUAUUCUGACCCAUCUAUUUUGCAAGGAUGGAGAUAUCGAUAAGAUGAAUGAUUUCUUGGAGAAGAUGGAGGAAGAGGGCUUUGAGCCAGAUAUAGUGACAUAUAAUACGCUGAUUAAUGGCUAUUGUGGAAGAGGAAGAUUGAGUGAUGCGUUUUAUUUGUACAGGAUAAUGUAUAGAAGGUGUGUCUUGCCAGAUUUGGUUUCAUAUACUGCAUUAAUGAAUGGCCUUUGUAAAGAAGGAAGGGUGAGAGAGGCUCACCAACUCCUUCAUAGAAUGGUUCACAGAGGGUUGAAUCCAGAUGUUGUUUCAUAUAAUACUCUUAUUUGUGGUUAUUGCAAGGAAGGAAAGAUGCUAGAGUCUAAGUCAUUGUUGUAUGAGAUGAUAGGAAAUGGGAUUUUCCCCGAUAGUUUUACUUGUCGGGUUCUUAUUCAAGGAUACAGGAAAGAGGGUUGGUUAAUUUCCGCUUUGAACUUGGUUGUGGAGCUUGAGAAAUUUGGUGUUUCAAUCUCACCAGAUAUUUAUGAUUAUCUAGUAGCUUCUUUAUGUGAAGAGGAUAGACCGUUUGCAGCAAAGACUCUUCUGGAAAGAAUGUCUCAGCGUGGUUAUAUACCUCAUGUGGAAAUCUAUAAUAAACUCAUCGAGUCUCUCUGCAAAGGUGAUUGUGUAGCAGAUGCAUUAUCUCUAAAAGCUGAGAUUGUUGUUGGGAACAUAAACCCAAAUCUUCUUACCUAUAAAGCCCUCAUUCGCUGCUUGUGUAGAAUGGGCAGAAGUAUAGAGGCUGAAAAGUUGAUGGAAGAAAUGCUUCAUUUUGGUUUGCAACCUGAUCCAGAAAUAUGCAGAGCCAUGAUACAUGGGUACUGCAGAGAAAAGGAUGCUGGCAAAGCAGAAUCGUUAUUGGUAUUGUUUGCCAAGGAAUUUCAAAUUUUUGAUAGUGAGAGUUAUAGUACACUUGUCAGAAUUGUUUGUGAAGAUGGUGAUGUGGCCAAGUUCAUGGAGCUGCAAGAACGGAUGCUGAAAGUUGGAUUUGCACCAAAUAGCCUAACUUGCAAAUACAUGAUUGAUGGCUUAAGGAAAAAUGUGGGGCUGGUCAAAGAAAAACUUAUACUUGAAUGACAUAAAUGAUCAAUAUUUUGAGGGGAAGGUUACAAGUGUUCGCUGGCUAGAUGAUCACUGGGAAUUUAAGACUGACAUUGCAGUUUCGUUUGGCAUUCAAUCAUAUCACAGUGGUGGCUGUGGAGUUUUGGAUAGACGAUGGAAAAAGUCAAUUGUAAGGCACUAUCUUCUAUAGAAUACUUAAACCCUACAAUAAAAAGUGCUGAAUUCCUAAAAAGAA